AUGCAGAUAGUCUCCGUCGACGACUUCGCCCGCCAGUCUUUCGACUUCCUCGUCAUCGGAGGCGGAACCGCUGGCCUGGCCGUUGCAUCUCGUCUAGCCCAAGGCGGGCAAUUCACCGUUGGAGUCCUCGAAGCUGGAGGACCGGUAAAUGGCCGCGAAGACGUCGAUAUCCCCGGUUAUUACGGUAAGUCGUUGGGCAGUGACAUCGACUGGAAGUUCAAAUCAGCGCCGCAGGCUGCCCUGGGAGGGAAGACGAUCGGGUGGUCGCGAGGGAAAGCCCUUGGAGGAUCCAGCGCCAUCAACUUCCUGACCUGGUGUAGAGGCAGUAGAGAGGAUUACGAUGCCUGGGAGACGCUGGGUAACCCUGGAUGGGGUUGGAAUGACUUGCUACCCUAUUUCAAAAAGUCAGAGACGUUUCACGCACCUGACCCUGCCGUACAAGCUGAAGAGGACCUUCGAUAUGAUCCCGACUCCUUUGGCAGCUCGGGACCCAUCCACAUCUCGUAUCCUCCCCAAAUCUCGCCAACAAAUCGCCUCUGGUUCGACACGCUCAACUCAUUAGGCGUAAAGACAAACUCGGCUCAUGUUGCUGGAUCGAUUGCCGGGGUGUGGACAAACAUGCAAAAUAUCGACCCGCGGACAAUGACCCGAUCCUUUGCCACCAACUACUGCGCCCUUGCUGGGUCCAACCUUCACAUAUUGACCGAGGCCACAGUUCAAGAGAUUGUUCUCGACAAGACCAGUGAUGGAUAUGUGGCUUCUGGAGUUCGAUUCACACACAAGGACCAAGAGUACGUCGUCUCAGCAUCAAAGGAAGUCAUCCUGUCUGCUGGAACCGUCAAGUCCCCACAGAUCCUAGAGCUUUCGGGUAUUGGCAAUCCUGAGGUUCUGUCUCGCGCCGGCAUUGCUGUCAAAGUCGACAGCCCCAUGGUCGGAGAGAACGUGCAGGAGCACAAGGCAAUCCACGCCAUCGUGGAAGUCGAUCCAGGUCUUGAGAAUAACGAUGAUCUCUUCUUGGACGAAGAUUACGCAGCUGCAGCUCGUGAACAGUUUGCCCGGCACAGAACCGGCCGCCUUGCCGGCGUCUUUGCCUCUUACGCCUUUGUGCCUCUUGCCAGAUACGUCCCAGAAGAGACUAUGGGCAAGUUGCAUUCCGGAGCCCAGGCGUUGCCCGGACUCCCUGCAGAAAAGAAAGCCAUCCUGGAAGAGCGCCUCGAGAAGCGUGGCCAGGUAGAGUACAUCUUCAAGCUCGGCGCUGCGCCCAUCGCAGAGAGUGGAAAGAAGUUCGCCACGCUGUACCAGAUUCUGCAGUAUCCGUUCUCUGUCGGGUCGAUCCACGUUCAACCAGCGCCCUCUCAGAGGGAGGAUCCAGUCAUCGAACCUGGAUAUUAUCAGGGUCCCGCCGGAGAGCUUGACCGGGAGAUCAUGCUAGAAUCAACCCGCUUUGGUCGUGACAUCCUCCUUGCGCCUUUUCUUAGCGACGUUGUGAAGCAGCUGGUUCACCCCCCUGCCAGCUCUUAUACAGACGAUGACGCUAUGAGGAAAUGGAUCAUGGACAACACCGUAAUGGCAAUGCAUGCGGUUGGCACAUGCGCCUUGGGCGGCCGAGCAGGAAUCCGAGGGGGGGUCGUGGAUGAAAGGCUCAAGGUUUACGGCGUCGAGGGCCUGCGAGUUGUGGAUGCGAGCAUCAUGCCGCUGCAAAUAGGUGCGCAUAUACAGGCGACUGUGUAUGCCAUUGCGGAAAAGGCGGCAGAUAUGAUUCUUGAAGAUACAGCCAGGCAGUAA
This is a messenger RNA of Trichoderma citrinoviride, 1785 nucleotides long. RefSeq names its product GMC oxidoreductase. Gene Ontology annotation, molecular function: flavin adenine dinucleotide binding; oxidoreductase activity, acting on CH-OH group of donors. The record is from RefSeq and is a predicted model, not a curated record. The transcript has 4 exons. Bases 1 to 1785 code for a protein of 594 amino acids. Lineage: Eukaryota; Fungi; Ascomycota; Sordariomycetes; Hypocreales; Hypocreaceae.